UACUGUGUCUGUCUGUCUGUCUGUCUGUUACUCGUCAUCUCACUUCUCGAGUGUUCGUUCGUCUCACAAAGGAUACCAUCUACUGAACGGGCAAUGAAGGCAGUGGAUGUGGUAUUCCUGAGUCCUCCGUGGGGUGGCCCCGCCUACUCUUCCUCCUCCGUCUUUGACCUUCACUCCAUGUCUCCUCUGAAUGGAUAUCCUCCUCUGUCCUCUCUUCUCUUUCUUCCCUCACCACACACACUGACCAAUGUAUGAUAGCUCCAAGAUGUUGUGGUCUGGAAGCCAAGUGGCUUCAAUUAGCAUAUCAGUCGUUGUUUUGAUAGCCAGCCUCUACCUCGGAGCCAUAAGUCUUUCUCCUCAAUAAAUAGUUUUUUUUCAGAACCUCCCCACAACCUGCUAUGUUUGCCUAGUUUCUUUUUGGGAAUGUUUUAUCUCUAAUCCCAUAAACAACUCUCUAUAUCCCUGUGCUGUUUUGACACCAUAAGAUGUUGGGAAUAUGUUGAACUU
This is a messenger RNA of Geodia barretti, 507 nucleotides long. The record is from the annotation of a GenBank genome assembly. NCBI's taxonomy places the organism in Eukaryota, Metazoa, Porifera, Demospongiae, Tetractinellida, Geodiidae.